This is a messenger RNA of Cylas formicarius (sweet potato weevil), 2043 nucleotides long. RefSeq lists its product as uncharacterized. The transcript has 15 exons. NCBI's taxonomy places the organism in Eukaryota, Metazoa, Arthropoda, Insecta, Coleoptera, Brentidae. The coding region runs from base 68 to 2014 and encodes 648 amino acids. The record is from RefSeq and is a predicted model, not a curated record.
UAGGCCGUCAAAAAUCUCUUUUCGACAGGUCUUUUGUUGGGGUUGCGCUAAAUUUUUUGUUUGAAGAAUGUCCAGGAUUCCAAAAUUUGGUGGAGAUAGAUCUGGACGGGCUGCUGCUAGCACCAGCAGGACGAUCCCAGAUCGUUCCUCUUACUUCCAACACGAGUCGCUAUGCGAUCCCUGCGCGCCGCAAUCCAGUACAAGACCGGAAACGUAUUCGAGAAUUGGUUCGCGAGUUCGUCAGCUUAGAACUCCCCAAGUUACCUCUACGCCACUGGCGACACGCGCGCAAAGACCGGACGGAGUCGCUACGCCACUGCCCGAAUCCUUAGCAGCCCGGCCAGGUCGGUACGUCGUGCCGGCCGAGUAUGGGCCGCGAACCGUUAAAGGCAUGGGGAUGACGUACUCCAGCCCGCAAUCGCUGCGGGGGCAAAUGGAGGCCGCCCUACCUAAACACCUCAAAUAUUCGACCUCCAAACCGCCGCACGGGUUCAUGGACAGAAGGGCCCUACAGUCCACGCAACUCGAAGAUCUGUUUUCGGGAAGUUUCCACGUCUACGAGCGUGGACCCCCUAGACAUGACCCGUCGGGCAUUCCUUUCGAAGAUCCCGACGUGCUGGAACAACAGGUCGAUCCGGAAUUGGUGGCUGAACUUUUCGGCAUGUCUGCAGCGGACGUAUCUGUCGUCGAAGAUCGAGCGGAAACGGACCUCAUAAACAUGUCGAUGCAAGACCCGGGUGCCACGGUGUACACUAGAGGGCACGACGUCCAAGAAAUACCCCAGCAAACGAUACGUACCCCCAGCGGCUUAGAGCCCAUCCUCCAACAAACCUACACGGAGAAAAGGGUGGACAAACAACGAGACGCGGAGAAGAUUGUCCGGAACAUCUCAGUCGUCGAAAUUGACGAAACGACAGGUCAAGCAGUCAGAGUCACCAUGAGCGCCCAACAAAUAGAUCCGGACUACGGACUGCCAUCACAGGGAAGGGAUGUGACUAGUGUAAAAGAAACUAUCGCGGUAACACCGAGCUACACGACCACAGCGAGGGACGUCACCAGAGAAGUUACAAGGCUAACGGUAGACCUGGACCCCGUCGAACUAGAGCGAUUGGUCGAAGAGGAAACGGAAGACGUGGAUAACACGCUGAAGAUGGCGCCGCCGGAGCUGCCGCUGUCGCCGGAAAAGUACGGGAUUAAAAAGCGGCUCCGCAAGCUGCGAAUGAAUUCCGAAUCGAUGGCUUUGUUGGAGCAGUCCGUGGUCAAUCCGAUGCCGACAGCGGACGGAGCCCUAAGCGAAACACCGCCGGAAGCUAUAGCGACGAUAUUGCACGCCAUCGAGAGUGGGGUGGCGCCCCAAUGUACUCCCGAUCAAGUUUUCAAUUCGCUAUUCGAAACCAAAUUGCCGGAACGCGCCAUAACUUUGAGUUCCGUGGGUCCGGGACCCCUGCAAGACGUGGUCGUACCCCACGAGCUAGAUAUGAACGUCCACAAGGAAGCGAUGACGGCGGACCUCAACAAACUCACAGACGUGUAUAGAAAUACAGCCAAUAUCGAGGAGCUGCCGUAUGUCGACAUAUUUACCAAGGUCAUGGAAGGUGCUUUAGACUCUACCCCCGGGAAAGGUAGAACCACAAGACCGUUCAAGCCGAUUAUGGACGAGGAAUCGCCUUGGGGCGACGAAGACAUUGAGGCCAUAGUUAACACGGUCGGAGCGGAACCCAUCGAGAUCUUGGACCCGAUCGAUAUUUCCGAAUUGGCAGAUUUGGAAAAAUUGGAAACGGAACUGACCAAAGGUAUCGAGUACUUCGUCGACGUCGACCCGGUACCGUACGUUUCGAGGGUGCAAUUGCGGGGUACCCAUCAUCCCGCUUGGUUCCCCGGUUAUGUUUACGCUUUGCCCGAGUUUUCGAGCGUGGUGAAAUUGGCCAGGAAUCCCGACGAGGUCUUCUAUUCUAGCUGGAAAUCGUGUCAGCCGAGGAUGAUACCCGAUCACUCCUUAUCUAUUUCACACUGAUUGGUAAUAAAAUACGUACACUGUAAGCU